This is a messenger RNA of Pseudoliparis swirei, 1513 nucleotides long. It is a transcript of the gene exosc1, whose product is annotated as exosome component 1. The transcript is spliced from 8 exons. Bases 14 to 598 code for a protein of 194 amino acids. Gene Ontology annotation, molecular function: RNA binding. Gene Ontology annotation, cellular component: cytoplasm; nuclear exosome (RNase complex). Gene Ontology annotation, biological process: RNA processing. Lineage: Eukaryota; Metazoa; Chordata; Actinopteri; Perciformes; Liparidae. The record is from RefSeq and is a predicted model, not a curated record.
GCUCCUCGAAAACAUGUCUCCCAUGAAGCUGUGUGUUCCAGGUGACAAGCUAUGCAGUGCAGACAACUGCAUUCCGGGCCCGGGAGUGUAUCUGCGGCACGGCUACGUCUACUCGUCACUCGCAGGCUACGUGCUGAAGAAGAACGAGGGCGAGGAGUUGCCUGUGAUCUCAGUGGUGCGGGAAACAGAAGCGCAACUACUACCCGAUAUCGGGGCAAUAGUCACCUGUAAGGUGACCAGUAUCAACCCGAGGUUCGCCAAGGUCCACAUCCUUUAUGUGGGCUCCACGCCGCUGAAGGACCGCUUCAGAGGAACAAUCAGGAAAGAAGACGUGCGCGCGACGGAGAAAGACAAGGUAGAGAUGUACAAAAGCUUCAGACCCGGCGACAUCGUCUUGGCGAAAGUUAUUUCUCUCGGUGAUGUGCAGUCCAACUACCUGUUGACAACGGCAGAGAAUGAACUCGGGGUGGUGGUGGCCCACAGUGGAGCAGGUGCCAAGAUGGUUCCCAUCAACUGGUGUGAGAUGCAGUGUCCACGGACGCACAGCAAAGAGUUCCGCAAAGUGGCGCGCGUGCAGCCGGAGUAUCUACAGGCGUGAGAUCACUUUCCUCCACCAGGAACACACAGCUUCCCCCUCCAGCUUCCUCCUCCAUCUUCCACCCGCUGUCGUCGAGUCGCCUUCUCUGAGCGUCCGGAUAACGUGGGCCGCGUCUGGUUUUUUUGGUUUGUUUUUAAAAUGUCCUCCUCUCUGCACAUUUGAUUGUGCCAGCUUGAACACAAACCGUCAGAACAUAUUCUUAACUAUGUAGCGACUGUUGUAAAUACUUUACUUUUUGAACUCAAGCGAGUGCACCGGCGAGCAGCGUUGUCUUUCAGUCGCUGGUGGCAACCUUCAUGAGAAGCUCCUGAGGAUGCCGAGUGGCCGCCAUGUUGAGAAGCUCAAACACAGGAACCGAGAGAAGAGAGCUCUUGUUUACAGAUGCAGGAUUCACUCUAUUUUCUUACUCCGUAUUGUAGCCGAUCAUCACGCCACUCGAAGGAUAAAGCAGUCACGGUUAAGAUGAGGCGUAAACUGCAUUUUAUGACCACAGCCAUCAUUAAAGGGCAGUAUGUCUGAAAUAAGGACUUGACUUAAAAUGUGUCUCUUUGGAAGUUCUUGUGCAGGGUUUCAUGUAUGAAACACUUGUUGUGAAAAGACACCAAUCUAUUCAUUUGUCCUUUAUAACUUUUCCAGUUACAAGUCGAAUGUUCACGCAGCAGUUUGAGUGAUUGAAAAUGUCACGUUAAAUCAAGCUUACAACACACAGCUGUGUGGAAUAUUUAAGUUCAUGAUAGUCAAAUGUCUUUUGUUUUCCAGCAUAGUUAAAACUAAAUGAUUGAGCUAAUAAGCAAGCAGCAAUGUCUCCAUUUUAUCUGAAGUAACGUGUAUGCUGACUUUCCUUCAAACUCCACUUUAAAGAAAAUGUCAUUCAUGUGCAAGAUUGGAAUAAAAACAACUAUCAAAGCCAUCAAA